AUGUCACGGGCGCACCCCAGAGCGCCCCGGAGCCGCGGGGCCCCCGCCCUGCUGCAGGCGGCCCUGCUCGCUGCUCUGGCGGCCACGGCCCUGGGCACCUGCGGGCCGCCGCCCAGCUUGCCGCUGGCUUUCCCCACGACCCAAGUGAACACCACGAGCUUCAUGGUCGGGCAAACGGUGAAGUACAGCUGCCGGCCAGGCUACGUGAGGACCUCCUCCUCGAUGGUGGCGAGCUGCCAGCCGUCGGGGGAGUGGGUGACCACAGUGGACUGCACCAAGAAGCGGUGCCAGAACCCCGGGGACCUGCCCAACGGGCACGUGGUGGUGAAGACGGACUUCACUUUUGGGGCGCGGCUGGAAUUCACCUGCUCGGAAGGGCUCAAACAAAACCUGACACCUGGAGAGUUCAAAGACGGAGUGGCCCCUGGGGCAUCCCGGCGCUACCUUUCCUCCCUCUCCCUGGCCUGUGCCUGGGGUGCCUGGGGGGCUCUGGGCGGCGAGGGCGCACGGGGGAUGCCUUUUGGGGUGCUGGCAGUCGUCAAGUGCGAGCCGCCGCCGGCCAUCGCCCACGGGAGACACAGCGGGGGGAACCAGAUCUACACGUUCGGGGCCUCGGUCACCUACAGCUGCGACCCCACCUUCUCCAUGCUGGGCAAAGCCUCCAUCUCCUGCCGCGUGGAGAACAGGACCCUCGGGGUCUGGCGCCCGAGCCCGCCCGCCUGCAAGAAGAUCAACUGCCCUUACCCGGACAUCAAGGACGGGAAGGUGGCCUGGGGGUUCAGGCAGAACUACAUGUACCAGGACUCCGUCUCCCUCGCCUGCAACGAGGGCUACAUCCUCAGAGGCAGCAGCCUCCUGCGCUGUGACGCCCACGGCACCUGGGACCCUCCGCUGCCCACCUGCGAGCUGAACAGCUGCGUGGGCGUCCCCAGCAUCCCGCACACCUCCUGGCUCAGCUCCAGGCCCAAGCUCCAGUCCCUGCACCCCGUGGGCACCAAGCUGGACUACUACUGCCUCCGCGGGUACCGGCCGGCGGCCGGCGGCCCCACCUCCGUGACGUGCGGGGAGGACCUGCAGUGGACGCCGGCCACUCCGUCUGAGAUGCCGCCGGCCGAGGCCACGCUGCCGGCCCCGAGCAAGACCUACAAUUACUUGUCCUUGAGUGACCAGAUCAAGUACACCUGUGACAAAGGCUACGUGCUGGUUGGCUCCGACACCAUCAACUGCAAGAACUUGCACUGGACGCCAGAGGCCCCCCAGUGCAGAGCCCAGUGUCAGAAGCCCAGGGUGUUGCACAGCCGGCUCUCCUUGGAGCAGGAUCUGUACCCAGAGUCCCAGACACUGAGCGUCCACUGUGACCCUGGCUACACCGUGGUCGGGGCCCAGAACAUCACCUGCUCGGAAUACAGGACCUGGGUCCCCGCGGUGCCCAAGUGUGAGUGGGUGUUCCCGGAAGGCUGUGAGCAGGUGGAGGCCAGCCAGAGACUCUUGCAGUGUCUCCCCAACCCCCAGGAGGUGAGGAUGGCCCUGGAGGUGUAUAAGUUAUCUCUGGAGAUUGAGCAGCUGGAGUGGCAGAGAAACAACUGGAAGGAAUCCAGGGUGGCGUCUGAGCUGUGACUGAUCCCGAACGGGAGAAACACGCGCCCCCCGGUACCCCCACGCUGUGCUCCCUGCCCAGCCUCUGUGCCCCGGGAUUCUCUGCAGUGACAGUCCCACGUCGCGACUGCUGAUGCGAAGCCGGGUCGCUGGCCUCCCCCCGCCAGACGGGGUCCUCUCCCGCCUCUGCGCUCGAGCCGUCCCUGAAUUCCGCGUCCUUCUCCGUGUUAAC
This is a messenger RNA of Condylura cristata (star-nosed mole), 1828 nucleotides long. RefSeq names its product complement component 4 binding protein, alpha (gene C4BPA). The record is from RefSeq and is a predicted model, not a curated record. The transcript has 11 exons. Bases 1 to 1617 code for a protein of 538 amino acids. Gene Ontology annotation, biological process: negative regulation of complement activation, classical pathway. NCBI's taxonomy places the organism in Eukaryota, Metazoa, Chordata, Mammalia, Eulipotyphla, Talpidae.